CGCUGCAACAUCUAGGAGCGCCGCCGAGAAGCGAACGUCGCCGGGUGCUGCAAAGGGCAGCGCGCCGGAGCCGGCCGACCUCCGCAGCAAACAGAUCGAAACCCGCCGCGGGCGCGGCUGCCCCGCGCCGCGUAUUAACAAGCACCGUAGGGAACAGCUUCACCGCCAUGGCCGACAACGACGACUCCCUCGAGGACGCCUCGUCCGAGGAGGACGAGGACUACGACUACACGCACACGCCGGCGUCGCCGGCGGACAUCGACAACAUCAUCGCCGAGUUCGACCAGGAGAUGCGCAAGACGCUCGCGCCCUCCAUUUCAGGUAGUCCGAAGCAGUGGUGGAAGAAGACCGAGGACGGGUCGCCGACGUAUACGUCUCCCAGUCGCUUGGCGCAGCGCCUGCACGAGGUCGCCGACGAACUGGAGGGGGCCCUCGUGUCCAAGCCGAAGACGGUCGCUACGACGGACAUCAAACCCUUCCCAUCCUUGGCGGAAGAAGCCUUGAAGGACGCCGAGGACCCCUGCCGCAUCUACUGGGACAUGACCUUUGUGUUUCGGACCAUAUCCGACGAAGAUCGAAAGAAACUAAGUGAGGAGGCAGCCGAGCCUCCCAGAAAAGAUUUCACGCCGCGGAAGACGCACUGGCGGCACCACCGGAAGAAAAAACCUUUCAACCACGAAGUCUUCGUGAAGAAGGCCCAACUCGCCGGGCUCGUGACGUCGUCCUACCUAUCGACGCAGGAGGACGAGAUCUACGUCCGAGUGGGCGCGACGCACGAAAGGUUGCGCAAUCAAGCGGACAACAUCGACUUCCAGAUGCCGUUACAUGAAGCUAGGUUACGAACACUGGCCAGACGAGGAUUGCCCGAACAGCACAUCGCGCCCAUGGAUAUCCCGGAACGGACGCCGCCGGCCGACGGCGCGCACGCCUUUUCUAGAUUCCGGGCCUUUGAAUACAUCCACGGCAAGUUCGACACGAAGGAAGAGCUCGAGCCGCUCUACUUGAGGACGCACGAGCACGCGUACCACGGGGGCGUGUCCGAGCGCUCUUUAUUUAAUUCGAUGCGUAGAUUAAAGUUAAUAUGGAGCUGCCUCAACGACGAUAGAUCCAAAGGUGGGGCAAAUAUACCAAUAGAGAAGCACGUGGCCAAGGGCAAGCACGGCGCGACGCGGGAAACGUUGCUAGCCGCGUUGGCGAUGCAUGAUCGUACGGAACGCAAGUACCUUUUUGACGUCUGGGUUCGAGCCCCGUGGGCCACGCCGCCGCAGCGCAUGCCCCUGGAAGCGUACAAAGAAUACUUCGGCGAGAAGCAGGGCCUGCUCAUGGCCUUCAAGGCGCAUAUCACGCAAGGCUAUGGCUUGAUGGCCGUCUUCGGGAUUGUCGUCAUGUUGUGGUGGGCGGCCAUCCACGCGAAAAGCGGGGAGCGGGAGAAGUACGAGAUUACCGCUUCCGGUUCCAUCGUCAUCUACGCGGCCGUCGUGGCCUUGUGGUCGAUCUGUAAUACGGAGAUCUGGAAGCGCACGGAGAGGACUUAUGCGUUAGAAUGGGGCAUGGUGGGCUACGAGGAAAAGGAACAACGGCGGCCCCAGUUCAAGGGCCUGCACGACAUGCACGACCCCGUGAGCGGCCGGCCGGGCGCCUUCUACCCGCCCUACAAGCGGCGACGGCGGACGCUCUGCGGCGUCUGGGUGACGUGCCUCUGCAUCGCCGUCAACUUAUUGUUCCUGCUACUCUGCGUCUGGAUGAAGACGGAAGAGGGGACGGAACUCUAUUUCGGCCUCAAAGGUUUGGGGUUCGACCAGAAGUUCUACAUGAUUGCGACGGUGCUGAAUUCCUUCGGUAUUUUGUUAUUUAAGGAGGGGUACGAGAGGAUAGCCGUAAGACUCACGGACGCGGAGAACUGGAUGACCGACACGGUCUACGCGGAUAAGUUGAUUGCCAAGCUGACGGCGUUCAACUUCAUCAAUUCCUAUUUUUCGUUGUUCUAUGUCAUUUUCUUCAUGAAGAUGCCGGGUCAUAAGCAAGAUAAGUUCGAAAAAUUACAGAAGUCGUUAAUUAUACUGUUAGCGUCAGUCAUCGUAUCGACAAAUAUGACCGGGUUUGCGUUACCCUACCUCAAGUUAUACAAAAAGAUGGCUCGAGAAGGAGGCAUCGACGCCCACGGCGAAGAACAAAAAGUGUCGGUCCCGGAGAAUAGUUAUAUGAUGGUCGAGUGCGAUGAGCAGCUCGACAACAUCAAGGCCACCACCCAAGAAGCGACGCAGUACGGGUAUAUCACCCUGUUUUCGGCGGCGUUCCCGGGCGCGCCUUUGAUGGCGUUUGUGAACAACAUGUUCCAGAUGCGUACUGAUGGUUACAAAUAUUUAUGUACGUAUCGACGCAUACAGCCGUAUGGGGUGGAAGAUAUCGGUACGUAUCAAUCGAUCUUCGAACUGAUGAACUACACGGGCGUCAUGUCGUCCUUUUUGUCGAUUAUAUAUCGUACCAGGGUCAUUCCAAAAUACUGGCCGGAGCGCUGGGGCGGCGGCUGGCCCGAGCAUUCUCCGACGAAGCACCAGCUGGACUGCGUCUUCAUGGUCUGCUGCGGCUUCUUUGCGUGUGUGGUUUUAGUUAUUAGACUACUUAUAGAUGACGUGCCCUUCGACGUGGAAUUGCAGAUCAAGCGCAACGAUUUUUUGAAUUCCAAGAUUAUCGACCACGUCGCGGACGAGGCCGACGCGGUGGUGUUGGCCGACGCCACGCAUUGUGAUAUUGCCGUGCACCAGAGGGACUCGAUGGAAGACUACCUGACCUUCGACGAACUGUUCAACAACGACGACGAGGACGAGGUCACGGACGGCGACGACGCGGACACGGACGUGCUCGGGCCCGGCGAGGUCGUCCACCCCGCCUGAUGUUGUGGUGGGGGCCUAAAUUCACGUUUACAC
This is a messenger RNA of Pelagomonas calceolata, 2927 nucleotides long. NCBI's taxonomy places the organism in Eukaryota, Pelagophyceae, Pelagomonadales, Pelagomonadaceae. The record is from the annotation of a GenBank genome assembly.